AUGUCGGUGGAGAUCGACGGCAAGCAGCUCUUGUUCGUGAGGUGUCUCCGGUGGAAGUUCCGGGGGAACGAAAGAUCAGAGCUCGAUGGAGGCUGGAUUCAUUUCUCUUGGGAUCUCCACAACUGGUUCUUCCAAUCUAAGGAACGCAAACCGAUACCGUCAGUCGCUGGCACCCGCGACUCCGCCCCGAAAGAGCUAGGGCACACCGUGUUUCUGCUUUGGUUCGAGGGCCCGCAGAAGUCAAGUCCUCAGCGAGAGGAUAAUUUUACUAGAAGUUCAAUCUUCAGAAAUUGGGUGAUCGAGAGAUACGAUAGAAAAAUGGGGCGCAUUAAUUGGAGCUGGAGUGGUAGUGGAGUUGUCGGAGAGCAUAGAAGGCGAGGGAGGAAGAGAAGCACGCAGAAAUCCAGCUACUCCUCUUCGGCUUCGUCGGCCUCGUCAGCUAGCACUUGGUCGCUGAUGGAAUGGGCGAGCCCAGAGGAAGUGGAGCUACGGCGAGUGCAGGGCUUCUCCCUACUUGUCUACGCCUAG
Messenger RNA from Zingiber officinale, 528 nucleotides. RefSeq lists its product as uncharacterized. Bases 1 to 528 code for a protein of 175 amino acids. The record is from RefSeq and is a predicted model, not a curated record. The transcript has a single exon. Lineage: Eukaryota; Viridiplantae; Streptophyta; Magnoliopsida; Zingiberales; Zingiberaceae.